CCCGAGGGCAAAGACCACCUGCGGUCCCAAGACGGGCCUGGAGGAGAAAAGCCGAGAGACGGCGCCAAAGCCUCAUGGCACCGAGGGUUAAAUCCCGUUGCCUUUUUCCUUCCGUCCCCUCAGGACGGCCCCUCCUCUCCUCCAGAGGGAGCCAUCGCCGCCGCCGCCGCCGCCGAGGGCUCAGCUGCCUCCCGCAGCCCGCCCGGCUCUCCGCACCCGCGGCCAUGUUGGCCGCCUGCGGGCCGCCAUUCCGCGCCGCGCUGCGCCGGGCAGCGCCCCCCGGCCUCGCCUCCUUCCACAGCUCCGCCCGGCGCCCCCGCGGCGCCCGCGUCGCCGUGGUCCUGUCUGGUUGUGGUGUCUACGAUGGCACAGAAAUCCAUGAGGCCUCAGCCAUACUGGUACACCUGAGUCGUGGGGGAGCUGAGGUUCAGAUGUAUGCUCCAGAUGUUCCUCAAAUGCAUGUUGUUGACCACAGUAAAGGGCAACCAGCUGAAGCUGAGUCAAGGAAUGUUUUAGUGGAAUCUGCAAGGAUUGCUCGUGGUAAAAUCACAAGCCUGGCUAAACUUACUACAGCAGACCAUGAUGCUGUGAUAUUCCCUGGUGGAUUUGGAGCUGCUAAGAACUUGUCUACCUUUGCUGUUGAUGGGAAAGAUUGCAAGGUGAAUAGAGAAGUUGAACGUGUCUUGAAAGACUUCCACAAAGCAGGCAAACCUAUUGGUCUUUGCUGCAUUUCACCAGUGUUGGCAGCAAAGGUUCUUUCUGGUGCUGAAGUAACUGUGGGCCAUGAAGAAGAGGAAGGUGGCAAGUGGCCUUACGCUGGAACUGCAGGAGCCAUUAAAGAGCUGGGAGGAAAGCAUUGUGUGAAAGAAGUGACUGAAGCUCAUGUGGAUACAAAAAACAAGGUGGUGACUACCCCAGCAUUUAUGUGUGAAACGGAAUUACAUAAUAUCUUCGACGGCAUUGGGGCCAUGGUAAAGAAUGUGUUAAAAUUAACUGGCAAAUAAAGUGUCCGUUUUUAACAUGAAAACUUCAGGAAUGUUUAAAUGUAGGGUGUAGUAUCAAAAAUAAUGUGGACCAGUGGAAGUAUUUUCACCUGCUUGUCCUGUUCAUACUCUAGUAAUUGCUUAUGUGAAGCUGGCUGGUUCCCAGCAGCACUACGGGGUUUCCCAUACGCUUCCUGAGAGAAGGGCUGCAGAAGGGCUCGCAGAGAACAGGCAGUUUGUCCCAAGGCACUGAGCAUUGUCUUGAGCUUUUUCAGCUGGAGAGAGCUGUGCAGAUGUGUUUGGACACCAGCCAUCACAGUGCGCCCCUGUCAAAUCCUUUCCGUGAGCACAAAACCCCACUGAAGGCACUUUCAGAAUCUGAGGGCAAUUGUGUUGUAGGGACAUGGCAGAUGCGGAGGCGGUAUAUCUAGUGGACAAAGAAUGGGAGUAGAGAGGGAUUAGUGCGUAGUUCAUAGUUUAUGUGCUGAGGCCUGUAUCUCUGAACUAAAAGCAAGGAGCAGCUGGUAAGGGAACUGACAUCUUCCACAUCCUAGUGUUAGCUUCGUGUUAAUUAAAUGGAAGAAUAAAACAUUUAUCUUUUUAAAGAAUCCUGUUUUCGCCGGGGAGCCAUUCUGAAAAUCAGCAUCUGAGCUGUCACAGUACUAGCACUUUGAAAAAUUCGUCCAUUGGUCCAUUGUAGCUAGAAAGGUCUUGAGGGAGAAAAUAUCCGCUGAUGUGACGCACAAUCUUUAAGGGUAAUACCUUUAUUAAAGUAGUUGCAUGACUAGCAAAUAGAGGAACAAAUCUCAAGUUAUCCUCACUUUCCCUGCUUAAGGGUAAUAAAGCUUUCUCCAAAGAAGUAUUACUGAAUGUCUGAAAUAAUGAUGUAUAAAUAAAUUAAUUUCUGCCUUUA
Cygnus olor (mute swan) is the source of this 1896-nucleotide messenger RNA. It is a transcript of the gene GATD3, whose product is annotated as glutamine amidotransferase like class 1 domain containing 3A. The transcript is spliced from 7 exons. Lineage: Eukaryota; Metazoa; Chordata; Aves; Anseriformes; Anatidae. The record is from RefSeq and is a predicted model, not a curated record. Gene Ontology annotation, cellular component: mitochondrion. The coding region runs from base 75 to 1004 and encodes 309 amino acids.